This is a messenger RNA of Pygocentrus nattereri (red-bellied piranha), 4145 nucleotides long. RefSeq names its product platelet-derived growth factor beta polypeptide b (gene pdgfbb). The transcript has 7 exons. Bases 759 to 2399 code for a protein of 546 amino acids. Gene Ontology annotation, biological process: positive regulation of ERK1 and ERK2 cascade; positive regulation of cell population proliferation; positive regulation of MAP kinase activity. NCBI's taxonomy places the organism in Eukaryota, Metazoa, Chordata, Actinopteri, Characiformes, Serrasalmidae. Gene Ontology annotation, molecular function: platelet-derived growth factor receptor binding; growth factor activity. The record is from RefSeq and is a predicted model, not a curated record. Gene Ontology annotation, cellular component: membrane.
GCGCUCGAGCUGAGCGUAAUCAGGCCGUUCGGUCCGCGCGCACACCGAUAAGCCUCCACAGAAAGGAAACAAAAACGUCAAAACUCACCGGCUCAUGUCGCUCCACACAAAACCAACGACGAGAAACAGAGCACUGGAUGUUGAUUCAUCACGCCUGGGCCAGCCGGACCUCUGUGGAGAGAAACGUUUGGAAGCCGCUGGUUAAUGGGCUGUGCCGUGGGGCUGAAGCUGAGGAGUUAGUUCACCUCCACAUCCUCGAACCUGCUCACUGAAAUCUCCCAACUAUCUACACGUGGCGCUUGUUUGCCGUUUCAAAUGAUGCUAACACAACGUGUGUAACAGGCGACCAUCUUACUCACCGUUUAACCCACGACUACAAGACUUGGUGUAAACGACUCCGUUUGAGCUUUUAUAUCGCGCUGUAUGGCGGGAAGCGCGCGACGUAAAUUCCAUCUCUGAGGAAAUUUACAAACUUUAGCACGGCCACCGGGUCCGGCAGUGAACCGCGCUCAGACUCGAGCUCAGAUGGACCGCUUUCUCCACAGAAAACAGACUCACUCGGCUGUGGAAGGCAAUCUGAACGUCUACUCACUGGACAGGAUCUCGAGCCCGUGCCGCUGAGUUCCACCGAGGAGCCGUUAAAAGUGACUUCUGGUGUUUUUUUGAGUUUUGCCUCGCGCGUUCAGGAGAGAGCGGCUCGCCUCGCGCGCCCCUUUAAAUGCGCGCUGUCUCGCAGAGGCUCGCGGCGGAGCGGCACCAUGAGCGCGAGGGUCUGGCUGCUCGCGGCGCUGGCGGCGUGCGCGCUCUGCGGUUCAACGGAGAGGGAUCCUCUCCCUGCACCUCUGGCUGACUUGGUGAAGAGCGGCUCUAUCUCCUCCUCAGAAGAACUGCAGCUACUGCUGCUUUCUGACUCCGUAGAUGAUGAUCAAGAGAGUUCCCAUGCCAACAAUACCAACAAUCGGCUGCCAAGGAGUCUUCUGGAUGCUCAGCCAGCGCAGCAGGCCCUGUGUAAGGUGAGGACAGAGGUCAUGGAGGUCACCCGCUCCAUGCUGGACCGCAGCAAUGCUAACUUCCUACUGUGGCCGCCAUGUGUGGAGGUACAGAGAUGCUCCGGAUGCUGCAACACGAAGAGUCUGAAAUGUGUGCCAGUACUUACUCACACGCGUUACCUACAGGUAAUGAAGAUCCAGUAUGCGAAUAAGCGUCCAGUUUAUGAUAAAGCCAUUGUCUCAGUAAACGAUCACGUAGAAUGCCGCUGCCAGCCUGCUCCUCGCCCUGCCCCCCGCAGGAAAUCUCCUGCCCACAAACAGGAAGCAAGAGAUCGCGCAGGUAAACCACGCUAUAAAGAUGAACUCCACCGCCGAGAUGAACUGAAACACAAUCAGAGGCUCCGGCUGGAGGACCUGCUUGAGCCUAGCUGGUUGCCCAGGGAGAAGCACUCUGAGCCUGCUGGAUUUCUUCCUUCAGAUGGCCAAGAGAUAUUCUUUGGACAUGAUGGCAGGACCCAUAAUAAGACACACCAUAGUGGACACAGAGGUCAUUAUCAUGGAGAUGGGAGGAAGCAUAAUGGCAGUUCCAAUGGCACAAGAGCAGGGUCUACAGAGAUACUGACCAUUCCCUUACCCAAUCACACAGAGACGGAAGAGACAGAGAGAAGUUUAACACUACUUAAUGCUACAGGACAGAAAGAGCAGUUUCAUAAGGACAGAGUAGAAUUAGAGAUGCAGAAGAAUACUACAAUAUCUGACCACAGCCUAAUCAGUCAGGCAUAUAAAAAGGGAUAUAGCCUGACUGAAUUAGCCAGUCAGAUCCCACUGCAUGAGUCUGACUUAAGCAGUCAAGUACAAAGGAACGAGUCUCAUUCUCACGUAUAUGUCAAUCAGACGCACAAUGCACCAUCUGUAAGGCACAGCAAUCAGACAUACAAGGUCACUCCUAAGCCUGCAGAAGAGAAACGAGGGGAUGUAUUUAGUCCAGCAGAAGAGCCUAGUGAAAGGGUGAAAGGAAAUGAGACACCAGAGUUGGAGAGGACACAAAAAGCGACAGAAGAAAAGAAGAGCAGCUCCUCUCUGGUUAUGGAGAAACAAGCUUUAGAGGAGGAGAAAGAGGAGCUGCUGCUCCUCCAUAAACUCCUUGAUGAACAAAAGCACAAGCAUCUCCUGAAAACACAAAAGCUCAGUGAACAAGAUGACCAGAAACAGCACCACAAGCAUCAGCACACCUACACAACUACACAACGUACAGAAACCACAUCAUCUGCACCAGUUAAAGUGUCUCCUCCCCAUAAACACACCCAAAAACCUUCUCAACCCCCUCGUCCACCUCCUCAACCCCUCAAGAAGCGAAGAAAACUCCGCAGUCGCAUCAGCAAGGCUGCCAUGAGAGCCAUACUCAUGUAGCACUCACAGGUGAGACAUGGUAAGGUGCAGUACCAGUGCAAGAGAGAUGUUCUUUCCUGAGUAAUGUAAUUUGUUCAUAGUGUGCUUAUCCAUGGAGAUCCACAAUCUACACUACUAAUUCUCAUCCAGUAACCCUGUCCCUGGGAGAAGCCGUGUUUGGUGGACAUUUGGGAACUGAGCUGCUUUUUCCCAUGACACAACAGUGACACUGUGGAGGAGGACGUAACUUUAAACAAAUAGAACAUUUAUCACGGAUUAAUACUGGCAGUUAGACUGGCAAUGCAGUAGUUACUGUCAUGCUCCCAGGUGGAAACAUGAUGUCAUGCUGUGAAACUAAGGGACUGGUGUGAGGGAUGUGUUUUACAGCUCUGAAAUGAAAAAAGACUGAUCUAGAAGCUUUCCCCAAUAGAAAGUAUUAUGGUCAAGAAGCAUUCUGUAAUAGGAAUCUCUCUAAAUGUAAAAAUUGGUUGAGAGGUUUUCUGGAAUUUAAGAAGAUUGGUCUACAAUCUUUAUGGAAUCAAAAGACAGGUCUAGAAGCUCUCUGGAAUGGGGAAGGCUGACCUACAAGCUCUCUGGGUUGGAAAAGACUGAUCUAGAAGCUCACUGUAAUGAGAAAGACUGGCCUAGAAGCUCUCUGGAAUGAGAAAGACUAACCUAGAAGCUCUUUAGAAUUGAAACAAGGAUGGGAGUCUAGGAUGGGGAAUUAUUCUGGUCUGUAAGUAUUCAGGAGUAAGACAACAGGUCUGAAGGUUUUCUACAUUGAAAAUACUGAUCUAGAAUUUCUCUGGAAUAAAAAGACUUCCUGGAAUAAAAUUCUGGAAUGGGGAAGAGUUCUGGUCUAGACAUAUACUGAAAAACGAUAGGUGGGCUAGAAGCACUCUGAAUUAAAAAGGAAUAUCUAGAAGUUCACUCAGAUGAGAAAGGCUGGCCUAGAAGCUUCUUGAAAUUGAAUGACUGGUCUAGAGGUUCUCUGGUAUGAAAAGACCAGGCAUAUAAGCUGUCUGUAAAGAAAAGUUUUGGUCUUUAAACUCUCUGAGAUGGAAAUACCUGUCUAUAAUCUGUAUUUAUGCCAUAGGUGAGAAAGAAAAUCAGGCAGCACCCUGUAUUUUCAUCUGUAGCUGGGUGGUUUGUAUAUGAUUGAGAAGUAGCAGCCAGCAUCAUUUCAUUCAGGUGUGAGUCAGUAAAGGUGUUUUAUUACUCAACUAUUCAAAAAAAAUGUCAGAGCGAAAGACAAAGAGCAUAGCCGAGAAAGAGAGUACGAGAGAUUAGCUACAGCGUCAUUCACAAAACCACCGCAUUGAGCAAAAGUGUUUCCAACUUUUCAGAUUUUUAACUAUGCAGUACUGAACUUUCAACCACUUAAUAGUCACAUAUACAGUACAUAACCAUGAACAGCAUACUGUUUUACUUUAUUUUUUAAUUUAAUUUCCAUAUUAUUUAAUUUGACUGUUAACACUGGAAAUUCACAAAGAACGGAUAAAGGGGUUGCAGUUCUGUUGUAUUAAUUCAGACCUCUAUAAAUAUGAAGGUGCUACAUUAUGAUAAGAAAACAGCUUCACCUUUAAUAUUAUUUAUUCUUUUCAGCUCUCUUUAUCAUUAGUUUAUGUUACUAUUUUCAUGUAUUUUGCUAUGCAUUCUGAUAAAAGUAUGCAUGUAGAGGGGGAUAUGUGUCUCUAGAUGUACAUUUGUGUGUCUCCCAGUGUGGCAAUGUUUGCACCAGACCAACAAAUAAAGAACUAAAACUUA